GAGGAGACUGAUUUCUAAUGGCACAGUGACCGCUGGAUUAAUCAAAAGAACUGAAGGAAUGGAAUAAACAAGUGGAGCGACACCGCGAGUAGUGUAAACCGAGUCUGCUGCUCUGUCAUCGACAAAGGAUUGUAUGAUUUACCGCUUGAUAUGGUUCUAUUGAGAAUGCGACUGAGAGUCUAGCUCUGUGUGAUUUGAGUGGUGUUGUCGGUGCGUGCACUUGUAGCCCGUGUUCGGUUAUUAACAUCAACCUUUGCUUUAUUAUUAUUGUCAUAUAGGUGAAUUUACGAAUAAAACAUGUUCCAUUGACGACGUUUUGUCAUCUGGCGUCAGACAAACACACGAACAAACAAGCGCCGACUAGGUUGAGAGCUAGCAAUAAGCUUUCUCGACGAGUGUUUUGAACUUAGCCAGCAAGCUAGUUAGCAUAUUAGCGUGCGCCCGGCCGUGGACAUUGUUCAGAGAUUCAGCGCUAAAGUGGAAUUAUCGACUCCUGGUUGUUAUUUGUGAAAGUGUCUAUUAGUUUUAUGUGGAAAUUACUCGGACGAGGUGCAGUUCCUCCUGAGAAACAGUCUGUCAACACGACAGUCCUUGUAGCCUGUAUUUACAACUCCACCAGAGACCACCAGUAGAAAUGCAUCACCCUGACUCUGCAGGAGAUUCAGCAAGCGCACGAAAAAUGGCGCAGCCUGCGAGUUGUCCCAGACGGACCUCUGGUUCUUCGUUGAUCGUUUCAUCUGGAGGUCCCAGCCUUACCAGCAACCUGAUGCCACAAGAAGACUUCAAGCCUGUCGCAUUGAUUCAGCCUCAGCCCCCAGCCCCGAUCUCGACCUCAACCUCACUUGCUCCUCAACAUCCUCUUCCUCCUCCACACAGCCUCAGCAUCCACUCCCAGUCCACGCUUCUGCCCACAGUUGUGCCCACAGCAGGGACACAGAUCAAAAAGAAGAGUGGCUUUCAGAUUACCAGCGUCACCUCGGCACAAAUCUCUGUCAGCACAAACAACAGCAUCACCGAGGACACGGAGAGCUGUGACGACCUGGACGAGUCCCACACAGAAGAUCUGUCCUCUUCCGAGAUCCUGGACAUGUCCUUAUCACGACCCAAUGAUGCGGCAGGACCUGAGAGGAGCUCGUCUGAAGAAACUCUAAACAACCUUUAUGAUGCUGAAACCCCAGGAGCUGUGUCACCAAAUCAACCACCAAUUCUCCAGUCUCAUGGGACUAUGGUUAACGGUGCCGUUCACCAUCACCACCAUGUCCAACAUCACCAGUUUCACUCCACUGCUUCUGGAAAUGCUCAGUCCAUCUCGACCACAUCAAGUGGUUCACAUGUUGGAAUCCUGCCCGGUGGUUCAGUGGUGUCCAGCAUCACAUCAAACCCUGGUGCUUUACCAAUUGUAGACCAGAAAAUGCCUUCAAAUGUUGGAGGAAUUGUGGAUAAUGCAACAGUCGGAACGACAAGUGUUAUUGGUCAGUCCUUGGUUGGUACUGCCCAAGUAGUGUCUACUAGAAUGGUUUCUGCUGCAUCUGUUGCCACAAAUAGUGUUGUUAAGCCCAUAUCAAGCAAUCCUCAUUUUUUGAACUCCAGUGUGCUUGGUUUGGGUGGCAUCACUACAAACAGUAGUGGUGUAGCUCCUUCUACUGGCUUGAAUAAUACAAGUAGAGUAAGUAGUGCUAUCACACUGACAACUGGCACCAAUGCCUCUGGGUCAACAAGUGUCAGUCACAUGGGCAUAACAGACAUAACCCAUCCUCCAACUGCUGUUUCUGUCUCCAGCACUCAACAAGCACCAGUGCCUGUUCCCCAUACAACCAGCUCACGCUUCAGAGUAGUUAAAUUGGACUCAACGUCAGAGCCAUUUAAGAAAGGAAGAUGGACAUGCACAGACUAUUAUGACAAAGAUGCUCCAGGUUCUGGGCCUUCUGAAAAUGCUCCCAGCACCCGAACGGUGGAGAGCAUUCGUCAUUUUGUACCAGACAGUGUGUUAAAUUCAGAGAGAUCUUUAGAGAGUUUUAGUGGUAGCUCUGUCAACAGCUCAAUUAGCACUCUAAGUCAUUACUCUGAAAGUGUAAGCAGUGGGGAUAUCGGCGGCACCACGGCUGUUCAGCAGAGCUUUCCACCUUCUAAUCAAAAGCCCGAUUACUCCAUCCCUGCAAAUGUUCCCAAGCCUCCGAUGCAGCGCCAGGAUAUGGUGCAUCCACAUUUAAAGUCUGCUCCUGCUGCACCAUUGCCGGCCUCCAAUCAGCAGCAGGCUUCAGUCAGCAUGGCAUCUUUGCAGACAACCGCUGGGCAUCCAUCUCCUGCAGUGCCCCCACAGCAGCUGACAUAUGCCCAAGCAGCACAGCUGACUCCGGCUCAGAGUUUGCCAGGGAUCUCUCCGCAGCAGAUGGCCUACCCGCCUCCCCCACAAUCAGCUGCACCAGCCCAAGUUGCCCCGGUGCAUGUCAACUCAAUAAGCCAAGGAGUCGCUCGUCCAUCUGACUUUACACAGCCUCAGCAAAUAAUCCAGGUUGCUACUUCAGGAUCAGCACAAACCAUAUCCCACCUGACAACCUCCAUGCCCCCUGUGGCCUUAACAGGUAAUGGUCAGGCAUUGCCAGCCUCAAAACCACCUGUAGCCAAUGUGCCUGCUGCUGUUGCUCAGUCAGUUUCUCAAGCUCUUCUACAGCCCCAGCAGACAUCAGCUCAAAUGGCCCAGGCCAAAUCUGGUGGGGCCAUUCCCUCACAGCUGUCUGUGGAGCAGCAGGUUUCUCUGAGCAGUCAAGGCAUAGGAGCCAAGUUCGUCCCUGCUGUUACUUCAAGUCUGCCCUCAUCUAGUAUGCCUCCCAACGCCCAGAGUGACCCCCAGGCUAGUCUGGCCCAGAAUGGAGCUAAGGAUGUUGGGGCACAGCCGGCUGUCAAUUCCUUGUAUGCCAACCUCCCCUCGCUGAUGGCCACACAGCUGGAGGAUGCUCAGCGCCUUCUUAUUCAGCACCAGUCCCUGAUUACACUUCCCAAGCUGGCAGCUAGUGACAGUGCCUCCCAAAGUGGCACCUCUGUGUCUUUGGAGGAGAGCGGUGGUUUAACUGCCUCAGCCAGUCUGCUGAAGAACUUGCCUGUUGAUGGAGAGGAUGAUAGUUCAUCUGGUGCAAGUGUUGUGGCCAUUGACAACAAAAUCGAACAAGCGAUGGAUCUUGUGAAAAGUCACUUGAUGUAUGCUGUUCGGGAGGAGGUGGAGGUGCUGAAAGAGCAGAUUAAAGAACUGAUAGAAAGAAACUCGCAGCUGGAGCAGGAAAACAACCUGCUGAAGAACCUAGCCAGUCCGGAGCAGCUGGCGCAGUUUCAAGCCCAAGUUCAGAGUGGCUCUCCACCAUCGUCAAUGCAGGGAGCACCACAAUCAGCUGCACCAGUGCAGCAGCUCUCUGCACAGAACUCUGGACCCGCUGUGUAACCGGUAACACACCGGUUCCCGGUGAAAGGGGAACGCAUGGCUAGCUGAACCGAGGCUGACUCCAAGUCACGGGAGGAUUCUAUCAAAGUUUGCACAUAUUUAACGUCUAAAAACUUGACAAUGCCUGUACUAAGAUGCUGUACACAAUGUUGACUGUCCAGCAUGUUGGAUAUUGCCAAACCCUGUGGACUGUGACUGUCAAGGAUAGAAAAAAUUAAGGUGGACACAAUUCACAAUCACUGUGCCUGUGUCUAAUGGAUUUUAAGCGAUGUCAUUUUUUUCACUUAUGACUAUGGCUUUGUAAUGGUGUUUCAAUGACUUGCGUACUUUUGUAGUGGAAAUGCUGACAGCAGUCUAUUUUUAGACUGCAACAUGCAAGCACUUUAAUGAUGACGAAUGUGAAAAUUCUUUGAUGAACAACUAAUCUGUGCACCAUCAGUUCUAAAAGUUUAUGAGAUUGUGGCCUAAAUAUUUGCAUUAGUGUCAUCAUUAUUCGUGGUGAAUGAAGGGAGUAACGUUGCGUAACAGAAGGUAAUGAAUUCUCAGUAUUUGACAUAAAAAUUCUUCAUCUAUCCAUUGCGAAUUUGCUACUGCUUACAGAGUGCAGUGGUUCUCUUGGUGAGCUGAGGAAAGAUCUGUUAAGCUGAGCUGAUUGAGUGAAAGUAGAAAGUCGCGCUCUUGUAUAUUCUUGUAUAUUUAGUGUAAGUAAUGUGUAAAAUAGUGAUAUUGUGAGAGACACUAAGAGACACUAUUUAGGUUGUAAACUAAAGAUGAGGUCUUCGGUUUGCUUGAGACAUUUGACUUUUUUUUAUGCUGUUGUACAAGGAUGGAGGUAUCAGUCUUAGGAUAUUUACAGGACAAAAGACAACUACUCAUCUUUCUGGCUGUGUUAACACCUACUGUAAACCUUAUUCACUUGAAGUUAUUUGAAGUAUGUUACACUUACGCGAUUUCUGGUUCUAUUUUUUUUUUUUUGCCAGUGAAGUACUCUGGAGAUCAAACUUUCAAACUUAGUUAUUCUGAAUAUCAUUAGGAUCUAAUAUGCAUUAUUACUGCAUUCUGUGUAGAAGUUGAAUGCUUAUGUUGUGUGCAUGUCCCCCAAAACCUGAGAAGGUGAAAAAUAGUUCCAACCGCUCUUCACAAUCCUCAAUAAAAUGUUCAAGGAACCUUGGCUGAGAACAGAA
Messenger RNA from Trichomycterus rosablanca, 4617 nucleotides. It is a transcript of the gene tsc22d1, whose product is annotated as TSC22 domain family, member 1. Gene Ontology annotation, biological process: negative regulation of apoptotic process; regulation of transcription by RNA polymerase II; positive regulation of cell population proliferation. The transcript has 3 exons. Gene Ontology annotation, cellular component: nucleus; cytosol. Bases 635 to 3433 code for a protein of 932 amino acids. NCBI's taxonomy places the organism in Eukaryota, Metazoa, Chordata, Actinopteri, Siluriformes, Trichomycteridae. The record is from RefSeq and is a predicted model, not a curated record.